CUUUUCCCAAGUUCAUGGCCCUGCCGCCUGCGCAAUGGAGCAGGCAAAUGAGGCGAAGAUCUGCAACGAUCUGCGAUGCUUCAUCCGCUCUCACUCAUCCCUUCGUCACGCAGCAUCGUGGCCUCCACACCUGCCGUCCGUCGUUGGCCCGCGUGACUGUCAUCCCGAUGGAAGUGGCGCCAUCACAGCCGCAGAGGCUGCACCCUGUAAGAAAUGACUGACACAUGAGUGAAGCAAAGAUCCCGAUUGCUUUGCCUGUUUUUUUCUUUUCACUCAGGAUCUGCCUCCGAUACGCGAGAUCAACUCGCUCACUCGGCCGCAGGUCAUUGCCGCACUCAAAGGUGGGCAAGUCUUCGACAGACAAAAGCUCAGCAGUUUGUUGACUCAUUCAUGCGCGUGUGUGAUCUCUUGUCAGCUGCGGACCAGACUGGCGGCGUGGAUGAUGACUACUGGGAGUGUCUGCUCGACCGCACACGGCAACUCGCACCGCAGCUCCUGCCCGACGACCUCAGGAGAGUCUAUCGCUCCCUCGCUUCGUAGCCGACGCACACGUGCACACGGCGACCUUCUGUGAAUGAGUGGGUAUCUGUCCGUGUCAGUGCGAAGCGUCACGACUUGGCCACUGGCACUGCCCUCAAUCGGCGGCUCCGCGAGGUCGUCCAUUCGUUGUCGCUGGACCAAAUAGGUAGUGCACGGCUACACCACAUCACAUCACGGCAUGCCGGACAAUGAGCUCGGACUUAUUCGUUCCUGGUGUGUCCAUCAUGAUUGUGCAGCCAGGAUUCUGUUCUGCCUCCAGGAGAUGCAGUGGCGGCCCACAUGGAGCAUCCUAAAAAUGAUGGAAAAGGCAGAAAAGGUGAGCGCACCGAUGCAUGAAACCGCUCCUGUGUACGUACCGUCUGUCUGUCCUUAUCGCUGUCCAGGAUCUCCACGAGGCGACUCCCAAGCAGCUUCGCGAGAUUGUGGCAACGUUUGUCCGGCUGCACAUCCCCAUCAGCUCUGAUUUCUACCAGGCGCUGCUCAAGAAGGUCGGUGACUACGUCCCGCGAGUCGUCAAACAGUUCGAACCAGCUGACUUUGCGGUGAGUGAGUGAGUGAGUGAGUGGGAAUGGGCCUUCGUCUAUGUCACGGCAUUAUAUUGGAGGCUCCUGCAGGUGAUCCUCAACGCGUACGCUCAGUUGGGGCUGAGGCACGAAAAGGUUAGCAAAAGGAGAAGAAGAAAAGCAGCGUCGACCAAGAAGGGCGGUUCUGUGUCCCUUCUUGAUUGCAGCUGUUUGACGUGUGCGCCCACCACGCGUCCUAUCAGCUGGACAAGUUCUCAGCGCUGGUGAGCCAGAAGGAUAUUUGCCUUCCAUCCGUAUCCAAUGCACGUUCCUUGCACCGGGUCGGGUGUGGUGUGUGUCCUCAGCAAUUGGCUCUGACGAUCAACGCCUACGCGCGGAUGCAGAUACGCCGGCUGAUGCUGCUCAGGUACGCCCGUCAGUCACGACACAGCCCUUGGCAAAAUCUAUCUAUGCUGUACAUUCACCCGUGUCAAUGUAUUGUGUCAUUCAUUUAGGUCUGUUGCUGACCAGGUGGUGGCUCGUGCCGACGAGUUGAGCCCUCAGAACAUGUCAAACAUCGUCAAUGCAUUCGCCAAACUGGAAUACACCGACCCACACGUGUUCGAUGAGAUCGCGCCGAGGGUACGGUGCGAGCAUCGCUGUGCACAUGAGGAGUGCAAUCAGCGUGCAUCCAUCGUGCGUGUUUGUCGCUAUAGGUGUCAGUGAAGGUCCGUCACUUCAGCCCGCAGCAGCUGUCCAAUGUGGCCAACGCCUUCGCGAAGGCGGGCAUCAAGAAUGAUGUGGGCUGCAAGACGAAGAAGCGAGCGCCGCCAUCAAUCAUGUCCGGCAUGCAUGUUGGUUGCGUGUGUUGUUGUAGGUGUUGUUUGAUCGCAUCGCCAAGAUGUCCAUACGCGUCAUGGACAGAUUCAAAGCACAGUAAGAAAUGCACGCAGCUCACAGCGGUGUACGUAACAUAACCUUUUCUGUUUGCCCAUCCAGGGAGGUGGCCAAUUUGGCAAAUGCGUAUGCCAAGCUGGAGUACGCAAACAAGCCCCUGUUCGCAGCCAUUGCAGGUAGCACGCCACGCCCCCAUCCUGAUCUGAUCUUGUGCUUGCUGGACUAAGGCAUCCGCUUUUGUGUUCUUCCUCUCUCUGCAGAUGAGACGAUAUGGCGUGGCACUGUGGGUAAGUGAUAGAACUCACAUGUGGCCACGAAAUGCGAUGGACCAUUGUCGUGUGUAGCGUUGGAGGUGCCCCAGAACCGAUUCACGAUGAGGGACACCGCUGAACUGGGUAGAGAAAGGGAAGCAAGGGAGCUGAUUUGCGGUUUGUCAACUGUUCCAUCUCACUUUGAGUAUCGUCUCGUGUGUGGGGCAGCGAAUGCGUUUGCCAAGUUGGGCAUGCAUGACUUGCGAGUCUUCUUGUCACUCACAAAACUCAUGAGGAAGGUGGGCAAAGGAGGCAAGAGCAGGACUCCACACGGCCCCCCACCUCUGUGUGUGCACAGGCGAUGAAGUCUCGGCAGGGCGCCGAAGACACCCCUGAUGGACAGACACUGUCCAUGAUAAUACACGCAUACGGUGAGCAGCAAUGGACACGACGGGCUGGUUGGACAAGACCGAUGGAUGCUUCUUUGCUGUGUGUCAGCCAAGGCUGGCAAGAGGUUCCACUUCUUCCUGCGAUUCAUCGCACACUACCUGCUGGAAUACAGAAACAAGUGAGAGAGACAUAUUGCAAUGCAGCACAGGACAGACAGGACAACGAGCUCAUGAGUCCUGUCUGUUGUCCGCGUGCGUUGAUCAGAUACAGCACUAUGGGGCUCUCCAACAUCCUGCAUGGGUGCCAGAAGCUGGGCAUCAAACACCAACUGCUUUUCGGAAGCAUACUCCAACAGGUGACAACUAGGUGCAGGGGGAGUGACUGACGAUAAAGUAAGAAACAGCUACCUCCCCACGUGUGCGUCUUGUCCGUCAGUCGAAGGAGCGACUGGAGCAAUUCUCCCCCCAAGGUGCGGCUGCACCUACCUACGUGAAGAAAUGCUCUUUUUCUCUCGUCACAUGAAUGCCAUGUCGCAUUCAUUCACAGGUCUGGUCGUGCUUCUUCACGCCUUCUCUCGCCUCGAUGUCUACAAGAGGUCCUUCGUCAGACGAGCACUCAAACAGGUGAGUGAGUGCACAAAGAGACACAAGAUGCGAGACCGAAGUCCUUUGCCCUCUUUACCCCCACGUCUUUGCUCUUUGUCAGUGCGGUAUUUAUCUGGCGCAGUUUGAGAGCAUCGACAUGGCGGCCCUCUCGCAGGCGUUGGCGGAGUUCAGAUACAGAGAUGUCCACUUCCUCAAGAAAAUCGGAAGGGUAAGCAGAAUGGAAGAAACAGACAGACAAGGCUCUGUCAGGUAAGUAAGCAUUGGUGUGCGUGUCCUUGCUCUCCAGGCGGUUAUGACCAAGAAGUAUGAUCUGUCGAAUCAGCAGCUGGCCACCAUCCUCUACUCAUACGCCAGGCUGCGGAUCAACGACAAGGUCCUCUUCGAUGCCCUCCUGCAGGAGGCGUACGAGCGGCAACACCGUCUCAAGGAACAGGUGACUGACCAACAACCAGUCGAACGAUGCAUUGGGGCAAUGCAGCCCACCCGCCGCUGCUUUCUUCUUUCAGGAACUGGUCAACAUCGCCCUGGCCAUGGUCCUGCGAGACGUGGAGAAGAUCACCAUCACGUCAAUCGCCAACCCACCUUCCCAACCGACAGAAACACAGCAAAUCGAAGACUCGCCGACCGGCGUUGCACCCGCAGAGCCCUCCGCCGAGAUCACACCCGUGACAACAGACACCGCCCCUUCUGCUUCCGCUGCUGCCGGUGGUGGUUUGCUGUCUCUUGGUGACAUCCAUGAGCCCCACUAUGUCCCGCUCAUCAAGGCUGAGCCCUGGGAGGGCGACAGCAGCAUCCUCUCAGCCAUGCUGCAAAGGACAAUACAAUUCAGGUAAGACGAAACAAAGAAGGCGUUAGGUUGAUGUCUGUCACAAGCACUCUUCCGUUGAUGCAGGAAACGAUUGCGCUUCGAGGGUGCGAGUCAGCUGCAAAUGAUCGAGCUCUACCUGAGGCUGCUGGUAGGAAGCAUGGCAGAAAUCACACCUGUCCUCGUGUGCUUGAUCUUGUCUCUCUUCUCGCCAGCGACCAGAGAUCUAUGAGAGUCUGCCGUUCUCAGUCAAGGAAUUUUUGGCACGGGUGAGUAAGCGAGUGGAGAAAGGCAUAACGAGGGACGCUUCACCGGUCUCACGCCCAUCUGUCCGUCCGUCCGACCAUGUGGCAGGUGCGCCGUGUGAGUCUACGCGUGGACGACUACAUGGCCCAGAGCUCCCGCACCCACCGCAUGAUAUCGGGGUACUUCACGCGGGUCGGGCUGCACCACAGAAACGAAGUGCAACUCGGGCCCUUCAUGAUCGACAUAGUAAGGCAGACAAACACUUAGACAUGAAUGAAUGCGACAAAUGAAAUGAGUGGCUGGCCUUGCAAUUGUGUGUUGUAUGUCAGGUGAUCGGCAAUCGUCUGGCAGUCGAGGUGGAUGGUCCGCAUCACUUCUUCCGAGAAACCAACAUGCGGACGGCGCUGUCAAUACUCAAAACCAGGGUCAGCUCAGCCAGAAAGAUGACUGACGUGACACACACCAUGUGCGGUGCGGUGUGAGAUGAGGAUCGACUUAAUGAAUGUAUCGAUCAGGUGUUAGAGGCGAUGGGUUGGAAGGUCGUCCACAUCCACCACGAUGAAUGGGCGCAAUGCGGUCGGCACGGCAAACACAUCCACACACGCACCGCACGUGGUCGCUACACACCUGUACAGUACACCUGUGUAUGUGUUGUCUUGCUGCUUGCCCGUUCAGUGACUGGCCAGAAACGACACCUCUACUGCUACUCAUUCUGGUCGGCAAAGAACAAUAGUGAUGGAUGCCUUGCACUUCCCGCUGGCCCAUCACUGCACCUAUGCGUGGGUCCUGUGUAUGGGCGUGUGUGUCUCGUACUCAGGCGUCAUCUGUUGCCCAACUGGGGCGAGCAGGCCGACACCAAGCCAAAGGUUGGAGACCUCAUCAGACUCGUCGCAAAGAGCAGAAACAAUGGUGAACCGAACCACACCCACGACUCUCAUUCAUCUGUGAGUCCCAAAUCUCAUCCCCUCUGUCGCCAUCACGUCAGACACCGAGGAUGCUUCCCUCGUGGAUAUCGAGCGACGCUUUUCGACGGACCGUUUGUCUCUGGAAGAGUAUGAGGACUUCCUCAAGACCGUCAGCGAGCACUACCUCGACCCCUCGCAAGUCACCCAGCCGCCCCCUGACGCCGCCUUUGACGCCAUACCCGCCAACGCUGCGGCCGACGCGCCACAGCAGCUGCUGGAGCCCUCCUCCCCUCCUCUGUCGCCCUUCGACCCGACACCCUCGCACAUGCUCGGGGAGGAACGACCAAGGGACAAGAUCAGAGAGGAUGAUCACGCCGUGACGGAGGCAACCAGAGCGGCAAGCCAGUCUGCUGGGCCGCGCGAGAAGAGGAAGCGGGCCCGGCAGGAGGAGCUGGUGCGCGAAGUGGAGGCGCUAAUGAGCGAGGCGGACGCGGCUGAGAAGGCGGCUCAGUCUGAAGAAGCACCGCCGGGCACUUCGCGUGCGCAUCCCGUUGCGCCGCCCCCCCCAGAGGAUCUGGGAAAGCCACUGCCGAGGUAUCAUCGUCAGGCAAAAGACAGGCGGCCCAAGGCCACAGCCAAAGACGAUGCCAAGAACGAGGCUGAGGGUGAUGCGGCACCGGCGAUCGAGGGCCUCAUCGACCGGCGCGCGGCCGCCGACACCACAUCAGCUGUGGAUCUUUCCGCCUACCGCUCGAGCGACCGCAGGGAGAGAAUGAAACCACGCAGCGGCGUCCACGAGAUGGAUGAAGACCUACUUGAUUCUCUGGAUGAGCUGUUUAAGCCGCCCCCAGCCGAGCCUCAGCGCCGAGCACAUGAAGGAGGAGGCGACGACGAGGCCAGCGAGACAGAGCCUGCUGGAGGGAGGGGUCGGAGGAAGAAGCGAGAGGCGUCGGAGGUUGAUCUGGCGGCGCGAAAGAUGGCCAAGGAGGAGAAGCAGCGGGCGGAAGAGAGCGGCCUGUUGCUCGGCGAAGUUGACACAGACGCCGACUCGGAUGAGGAGCAACAGCUUCCUGCAACCGCUUCCCUGUCAGAUCGCCCCGCCGAGCGGACGACUGCGGCCCUCCCGCCCUUCUCUAGCCUGCCACCGUUUUUGUCGCACGAGCAAGCCUUUGAUAUCACAUCAGAAAUGCUCGAAGAGGAGAGACCCGCAACGACGCUAUCGCUGCGUGCAGCACUGUCGUCUGACGGUGCCCCAUCAACCGCAGCUGACCAGCGAAAUGGUGACAGCUACGACUUGAUUCACCAUGGACCACCAGGUGAGGUGGAUUGGGUUGGCUCGCGAUCUAUCUUGCAUUCCCACAUUCACUGACGCUUCGCAUCUCUCUCUGUGUGUAUGUGCAGGUGUUAUCGAUAUCGAUGGUGGGGGGCAUGUGUCUGUGUCUGAGUGGACGGGCAGCCAGGCUGAAGAAGCAAGAGUCAGGUCGAGAGGGGCAGGCAGGAAGAGGCGACGUGUAAUCGACCCAGACAAGCUCCAAGAAGAGCUAGAGGGCAUUGCAUUGGCGCAGCAGGCACAAGGGAAUCGGACAGGAGGAUGAGUUCGUCUGUGCGUCAGUCAGUGUGACUUGUUCAUAUUAGUGUUUAUGUGUUAGUGUCUUGUCAUGAGGCAGACAACAGAGUCAACGCAUCGUCAAUUGAUGAUGAUCUGUGGACACGACGUUGAUCUGCAUCACGCCACCCCUCAUGCUAUGCUGCCUCCUGUGGCCUGGCUGCUGGUGGAUGAUGACGCCUGCAUGCGGUCU
Molecule: messenger RNA, 6941 nt
Organism: Vitrella brassicaformis
Lineage: Eukaryota; Vitrellaceae
Source: the annotation of a GenBank genome assembly